Molecule: messenger RNA, 2151 nt
Organism: Alternaria burnsii
Lineage: Eukaryota; Fungi; Ascomycota; Dothideomycetes; Pleosporales; Pleosporaceae
Product: chloride channel 3
Exons: 6
Coding region: 1-2151 (716 amino acids)
Biological process (GO): L-leucine biosynthetic process; L-valine biosynthetic process
Cellular component (GO): mitochondrion
Molecular function (GO): branched-chain-amino-acid:2-oxoglutarate transaminase activity
Source: RefSeq, a predicted model, not a curated record
AUGCUUCUGCAGCGGUCUUCACGAUUGCUCUCGUCCUUGGCCCGUGGCGCUUUCCAUUCGCCUGUAGCACCGCUCAGCGCGUCGCUGCGAUGUCGGACCCAGCGGCCAUACAGCAUUCAUGCUGAUGUCUCUGUUGGCGAGAAGAUACAGGACAUCGACCCUACCAAGCUCUCCAUCACCAAGACGACCACACCAAAAGACCUCCUGCCGCAUGAGGAACUUGUCUUUGGUCGCAACUUCUCUGAUCAUAUGCUCUCCCUUGAAUGGACAGCAACACAAGGAUGGCUACCGGCACGCAUCACACCCUACCAAAACCUCAGUCUCGACCCUGCGACAUGUGUCUUCCACUAUGCAUUCGAGUGCUUCGAGGGCAUGAAGGCCUACAAGGACAAGAGCGGCAACAUUAGGUUGUUCAGGCCGGACAAGAACAUGGCUAGGUUGAACAAGUCAUCGGCACGAAUUGCAUUGCCUACAUUCGACCCUGAUGCUCUGAUCGAGCUCAUUGGCAAGUUCGUCAAAGAGGACGAGCGCUUUGUUCCCGAUGCACGAGGCUACUCUCUCUACCUUCGCCCAACCAUGAUCGGUACACAGCGCACUCUGGGCGUAGGUCCUCCCGCUUCUGCACUACUCUACGUGAUCGCUUCGCCUGUCGGCCCGUACUACCCUACCGGUUUCAAGGCCAUCUCGCUCGAGGCUACAGACUACGCUGUGCGUGCAUGGCCUGGAGGUGUUGGAGACAAGAAGCUCGGUGCCAACUACGCGCCUUGCAUUGUCCCGCAGAUGCAGGCUGCGAGCCGUGGUUUCCAUCAGAACCUGUGGUUGUUCGGCGAAGAAGAGUACAUUACAGAGGUGGGCACGAUGAACUUGUUCGCAGCUAUCAAGAACAAGGAGACGGGAAAGCCAGAGUUGCUCACUGCACCUCUUGACGGAACGAUUCUCGAGGGAGUGACGCGAGAUUCGAUCCUCGAACUUGCGCGCGAGCGAUUGGUGCCAAAGGGUUGGACCGUAACGGAGCGCAAGUUCACCAUGAAGGAGGUGGCCGACGCUGCCAACGAGGGACGCAUGAUGGAGAUCUUUGGUGCAGGUACCGCUGCCAUUGUCGCACCGGUGCGAAAGAUUAGCUGGAAGGGACAGCUUGUCGACUGCGGACUUGAAGACCAUGUCGAAGCCGGCCCUGUGGCACAACAGAUGAAGGAUUGGAUGGAGGCCAUUCAGUACGGCGACGAGGACCAUGCAUGGAGGACCUCCCCACACGACGUGCCGCAGCUUGCCCGCUUCCUCCGCCGCUCUCUCCUCGCCCACAAUGCCGCUCGAGUCCCGCAUGCCCGCCCUCUCUCACGCGCCUUCGCAUCCCUUGUCCGUGCCCGCCGGUUCUAUGCUACAACUACGCGCGCUACCGAGCCGACCGAGACAGUGAAGAAGGCCGUCAAGACUGCGGCAGCUAAGAAGCCGGCGCCUAAGAAGACUGCCACGGCCGCAAAGAAGGCAGCCCCCAAGAAGGCUACGGCGACCAAGACUGCGGCAAGGAAAACAGCGAAGAAGCCGGCUGCCAAGAAGAAAGCAACGCCCAAGAAGCGCGUCAAGAAACCUUUGACGGAUGAAGAGAAACUACAGGCCAAGAUGCGCCAACUGCGCGUCAAGGCACUCAAGGAGCCUGGAAAACACCGCAAGUAUACGGCUAUAAAUGCCUUUGUCUCCGAAACGCGCGCUUCAAAAUCCAGCUUUGCCGAAACUAUCAAAGCCUUCAGGAACUUGACUCCUGCCGAGCUUGAGCACUGGAACCACGUUGCCAACCAAGAGCACGCUGCCAGACAAGCCGAGUAUAAGGCGUUUAUCCAUUCCUACACUCCCGAACAGAUAAAGAUUGCAAACAACGCUCGUAGCCAGCUACGGAAGUUGCUUGCGGACAAGCGUAAGCGACUCCCUCCAUAUACCAUAAAGCUUGUGGACGACCGCCAGCCCAAGAGGGCGUCGCCUCCCUUCCCCACUUUUGUGCGAGCCAGGUUCGCCAGUGGAGACUACAAGAACAUCCACCCGACGGACGCCGUCAAACUCGCUGCUAAUGAGUGGAAGAGUCUGAGCGCUGCCGAGAAGCAGAAAUACGAGGAUGAGUGGGUAGCUCGGAAGGAUGAUGCUGCUGCAGCUGCAUAA